Messenger RNA from Quercus robur (English oak), 2235 nucleotides. RefSeq lists its product as uncharacterized. The record is from RefSeq and is a predicted model, not a curated record. Lineage: Eukaryota; Viridiplantae; Streptophyta; Magnoliopsida; Fagales; Fagaceae. The transcript has 14 exons. The coding region runs from base 609 to 2105 and encodes 498 amino acids.
UUCUUGAGUUGGUAUUAUAAUUCUGUAUCCCUAUAUAUGCAUUCUGAUAUCUUUGUAUGCUUCUGGACAGAAAAACCAUUUGUCUGGCUUGCACAAACCUUAUUUCAAGCUAUCUUUUGACACGGUUCAACAAUUAAUGAAUGUGAAGAGUGACCUAUUGCAUGUCGUUCAAAGAAACCAGGAAAAAUUUGAUGCUGCAGAAGCAUAUGAGUCCAUUAUAGCAGGGAAAAGAGAACAAAGGCCUCAAGAUUUUGUAGACUGUAUUGUUGAUCUCCGCGAGUAUGAUGUUCCUUAUCAUGUUCGAUUUGCCAUUGAUAAUGAUGUACGAUGUGGGCAAUGGUAUGACGUUAGUGUAUCCAGUACUGGUCUUAUGCUGGAAAAGAGGACAGAUCUUUUGCAACGUGCUGAAGUGCAUGUUUGUGCAUUUGAUAUUGAGACUACAAAGCUUCCUUUGAAAUUUCCUGAUGCUGAAUACGAUUUACUAAUGAUGAUUUCGUACAUGGUUGAUGGACAAGGGUACCUGAUUAUUAACAGAGAGCUUUCCUGAUAAGAAAAGAGUUGGGGGAGAUAACGUGGAUAGUUCCUUUGAAGCCUCAGACCGAAUAAAGAUGGAUAUGGGGCACUUAGAGGACCAUAUCAAAACCAAUAAGAAGCAAUCCCCUAAGGCUGAAGUUCAAAAUUCUUUAAAGCAAGAGAUUCUACAACUUGAGAAGAGAUUACAAGACCAAUUUGAGGUCCGCCGGGCUUUGGAAAAUGCAAUGGGAUAUAGGUCUUGCUCUCAGGAUAAUACAACUGGAACAGUAAUGCCCAAGCCAGCCACAGAGUUAAUAAAGGAAAUUGCAGUGUUAGAGUUGGAAGUAGUGUAUUUGGAGCAAUAUCUUCUCUCCUUGUACCGGAAAGCAUUUGAUCAACAAAUAACUAUAUCUCCAUCUUCCAAGGAUGACAGAUUAAAAUCACCUAUAAAUACUCCAAGAGCAAGGAUCCACAAAGCUUCCAGACUUGAUAUUACAUCAAAGAGGGAAAGUUCAGUUGCACAAACUGGUUGUGAGUCGCUUGACAACCCAUGGAAGGAAUCCAAUGGAAUUGGUGGGGAGGAGAAGCUAUUAGAUUCUGGUGUUCAUCGCUGUCACUCCUCAUUAUCUCAACGUUCAGUGUAUUCGACUAGGACUUCACCUCCAGUUGAUUCUUUGUCUAAGGCUUUACGCGCUUGUCAUUCCCAACCUUUGUCCAUGAUGGAGUAUGCUCAGAAUACUUCGUCAAGUAUAAUCAGUCUAGCAGAGCAUCUCGGUACCCGCAUCUCUGAUCAUGUUCCAGAAACACCUAACAGGCUUUCUGAGGAUAUGAUUAAGUGCAUGUCAGCCAUAUAUUGCAAGCUAGCAGACCCGCCUUUGACACAUAAUGGCCUGUCAUCUCCCAAUUCGUCUAUGUCAUCGAUGAGUGCAUUUUCUCCACAAGAUCAGUGUAAUAUGUGGAGUCCAGGGUUCAGGAAUAAUUCUUCUUUUGAUGUACGCUUAGAUAAUCCUUUCCAUGUGGAAGGACUCAAGGAGUUCAGUGGACCAUACAGCACCAUGGUUGAAGUCCCUUGGAUUUACAGAGAUGGUCAGAAACUGGGUGAUACUGAACAUCUGCUACAAAAUUUCAGGUCCCUUAUUUGUCGAUUAGAAGAAGUAGAUCCUAGGAUGUUGAGUCAUGAAGAGAAGCUAGCAUUCUGGAUUAGCAUACACAAUGCGUUGGUGAUGCAUGCAUAUUUGGCUUAUGGGAUUCCACAAAACAAUGUAAAGAGAGUUUUUCUACUCUUAAAGGCAGCAUAUAACAUUGGGGGUCACAUCAUCAGUGCAGACACUAUACAGAGUUCUGUCCUAGGUUGCAGAAUGUCUCGUCCUGGGCAGCCAAAUUUAAAUGCAUCAUCCAAGGUUUUCUUAAGUGAGCGUGCUGUUCCUGUUGCAAUAUUUGAAACUGAUGCUGAAAUAAUGAAGCAUUAUGUGCGGAGAUGGUACAAGAUUUCAUCAGAUGUGGGCAUUCGAUCCAUUAUUGACUGGUCUUAUUACAAGCAAAGGCUUAGUUCAGCAAUACAGAAAGUUAUUACCAUUCCUGCAGCAAUGUAAAAGGUUGCGAAUCCCGUCCCUAGGGUACUACAUCCUGAUUGGCUGCAUAAGAAGGUUCGUGAGAAGGAGGACAAGUUUCGACAACGCAAAUUAGUUGAUAUCUUCAGCUCGUUGAACAGGGAUGAAUUUU